Messenger RNA from Hyposmocoma kahamanoa, 2040 nucleotides. RefSeq names its product integrator complex subunit 5-like (gene omd). The record is from RefSeq and is a predicted model, not a curated record. The transcript has 12 exons. The annotation marks the transcript as partial. Gene Ontology annotation, biological process: snRNA 3'-end processing. Lineage: Eukaryota; Metazoa; Arthropoda; Insecta; Lepidoptera; Cosmopterigidae. Gene Ontology annotation, cellular component: integrator complex.
AUAUAAGUAAUCAUCAUGAAUUCUCAGAAUAAGUCCACGGCCCUUUCCGCGGACUUAAAUAACUUUAUAUACGGCGUAUCUAGGCGUAAUUUUCAAAAUGCGCCUGAAUUGACUAAAAUAGGCAUUUCGCUGCUGAAAAACUUUCCAGCUGCUAGAGAUGCGGUUUUAGAGUAUUUCGCGAUGAUCUUCCAUGAUGCCGUGAACAUUUCUAUUAAUCAGCCUGAUUAUGAGAAUGAUUCAAAUUCAAAUGGUUCACUAGAGAGCAUCACCAUGAUUGGGCCAGAGCUCUCCAAUCUCGGCCAGGCUUGGGCACCCUUUAUAGCCCCCUGGUGCAUUAACCUCAUCAUGGACAUCGCCACUGAGAAAGCUAACUUUCCUAAUGUGCAAAACACAGAUCCUGUUAGAGUAUUGCUAGAUAUGACAACACAGAACCUCACUUUGUUAAACUGUGAAGAAAGAGCUCAAUGCAUUGACAUGAUGUUGGGCUGCCGCGCGUGCUCCUGGGCUGUGGGCUGGGUGGGGCGCGCAGAGCCGGCGCUAGUGGCCCCAAGGGCAUUGGCGUUGGGCGCCGACGCUGCGAGGGCUGUCUUGGCGCACCUCGCGCAUCACCCGCCUGCCCUAUACCACGUUAGGGCUGCACUUGUUGAACUGUUUCAAGAAGCAAUCAGGGAGGACAGUAAACCGGAAAAGAAAAGGGAUGUUAUUCCAUACCUGCUGAACUUGGCGUCGAAAUCUGAUAUCGUUUUGAAAGCUCUAACACAGGAUAUUGAACUUACAUUAACCGACGAAGUCAUGGAACGCCUCAGCGUGCUCUGUGCCACAUAUCGGCACACUCCUGCGUGGGAAGCAGUUGGACCAGCUGCGUUAGUAACAAUGCUUCAACGCUCUGACGUCAGAUGCCUCUUGCUAUUGUUGAGGCAUGCUCAGAAGAAUGUGUUUUCUCGACAGUUGCUUGAGUUUCUGCUCCAGAAGUUGGAAUACGAAAGCCUAUUUCCGGACAAGACCCUGCCGCUGGUGACGAGCGCUGCUGAAGAAAUUAACAUCGUGAGGGAAAAGUUACUUAUUGGCAAUCAGCUGGAGCAGUAUUCUUUAGCUCGGAUAUUGAUCUUAGUUUGUUACAAUCUCCCGUCCGAAUUCGUGAGCACAAUAAGCUACCUUCUCCAGCACUCUCGAAACGACACAACUUUAGCAUUACUCGUCCGCAUUAUCUCCGGUACUAUCACGAUGCAUAUACCCAAUGAUAGUCCAGAUGUCAACUUGGACACCGAAAAGUACCAUAAUUAUAUAAAAACAGGCGUUGAGUACGCGUUAAGAGAUGCUAUGAUAUCGGAUGAACAGAUUAAGAGAUGUUUUAUUGAAGGCACCGAGACGAAAGAUCAGAAAACUUAUCUGCAUCAUUAUUGUUUGAAUAUCAUCAAGUUGUUGAGAUGGGAGAACUCGGGGCGCGUGCCGCAGCUGCGCGCGCGUCCGCUGGGCCGCGCGGCGGAGGCCAACCUGUUCCGGCUGGGCGGCGCGCUGGCCGACCGCGCCUCGCUGCUGCGCACGAGGCCGCACUGCACCACCGCCAGCCUCGACGAGAUGCCCACUUGCCAUGCCCUCGCCGAGGUAUUGGACAGAGUAGACUUGGCGGGCACCAAAGCGCCUCAGCCGAGUGUUGAAGUCAUAUUGAAAGUAGUGCAAGCAACUGUGAAGUAUUUCUUCAGAUGCUUGCAUGAGGAAGACAUAAUGGACAAACUUCGCGGCGUUCAAAUGGCGUGCCGCCUGCUCCGCAAGCUUUGCCUACCCAGCAAACUCGCUCGAGCGGUCGCUCUUAGAGAUCUGCUCGAAACAGCCAUGUUCAGAGAAGAACAUGCUUUCGGCAGUCGCACUGUGGUCGCUAAUACUGUGGCCGCCACGAAGGAUUGGACGGAUGAAGAGUUGUUAAUACAUUUAAAUCAGAAACAUGGUCCAAUAACGCAGCUGACUCAAAGCCAUACGUCGGUGUUCCACGCAGGUAUCAUCGGCAAGGGCGUGCGCAAAGGCGUCCGCGCAGACGCGGAC